Messenger RNA from Amphimedon queenslandica, 1568 nucleotides. RefSeq lists its product as uncharacterized. NCBI's taxonomy places the organism in Eukaryota, Metazoa, Porifera, Demospongiae, Haplosclerida, Niphatidae. The transcript is spliced from 8 exons. Bases 18 to 1568 code for a protein of 516 amino acids. The record is from RefSeq and is a predicted model, not a curated record. Gene Ontology annotation, molecular function: protein binding.
AUCUCAACAGCAAUAUAAUGGAGAUGAUUGUAUCUUUCCUGUCUUUUAUGUUGUUAUUUAACUAUCUUGAUGGCCAACCUCAGUUCACUACAUGUCCCAGUGGUCCACUGUGUCUCUCUCGACCAGUUACUUAUGAGUGUAACAGUGGAUCAAAUACUCUUAUAUGGAGAGUACUAGAUACUAAUGGUGUUAGUGUUGGUGGUGUAGCUUAUUCUGAGUUUGUAGAUAAUGUUGGUGAUACUGAAUCUAUUGGUGGUCAGUUUAUUACUGUCUUGACUGUUGGUGGUUCUUCUCUUGUUUCUAAUAUAACAUUCACUCCUACUUUAAGUAUCAGUAAUUAUACUGUCCAAUGUGGAGAUGCUACUGGUACAUUUGGGAACUGUUCUAUAAUAAUAGCGGAUGUCCCAUCUGUUCGUAUUCCUGGUAAUAUCACAUUUUAUUCUGACAGGCUCCACUUCUCCUGGUCCCCAUCAACCAGUCCUUGUUUAUCUCAUUACAAUGUUAAUGUUACUAGUAUUGAAUACACUAUCAAUACUACUGAUACUAGUCUGAGUUUACCAGUACCUUCAACUAAUGAUACAAACUAUUCUAUUAGUGUAGUAGCUGUUGAUACUGGUGGUAGAUAUAUGGAUCCUGUUGAUGAAAGAACAUUUGUACCUAAUGUCCCUGAAUCUGUAACUAACUUAACAUUAAAUCAGACUGGUCUCAGUAUUGAUGUGUCAUGGGAUGAACCACCAGUCCUUAUGUUUCUCCCUUUAUUGAGUUACAUAAUAUAUCAUAAUGUUCCUGAUCCUGAUACUAAUAUAACAAUACUAGCUCCUACCACUACAUACAGUAUACCUGAUGCUACAGUAGGAUCAGUAUAUACUGUUGGAGUGGCUGCUGUUAAUGUGUUGGGAAUAGAUACUGCUGAUUUUGCAUCAACUACAAUAAGUACACCAGGAGAGUUCACUAACUGUCCUAUAUCUAUUUGUACUCCUCAGUUCACUAUAUGUCCCAGCUCAGUGUGUCUCUCUCAACCAGUUACUUAUGAGUGUAACAGUGGAUCAAAUAUUCUUAUAUGGAGAGUGCUAGAUACUAAUGGUGGUAGUGUUGGUACUGAGUCUUAUACUGAUUUUGAAGAUGAUGUUGGUGCUACUGGUUCUAUUGGUAGUCAGUUUGAUACUGUCUUGACUGUUGAUGGAUCUUCUCUUGUUUCUAAUAUAACAUUCAAUUCUACUUUAAAUAUAAAUAAUUAUAUUGUCCAAUGUGGAGAUGCUAGUGGUACUUUAAUGAACUGUUCUAUAGUAAUAGCAGAUAUUCCAGUUGCUCCUAUUCCUGGUAGUAUCACCUUUUAUUCUGACAGGCUCCACUUCUCCUGGUCCCCAUCAACCAGUCCUUGUGUAUCUCAUUACAAUGUUAAUGUUACUAGUAUUGAAUGCACUAUCAAUACUACUGACACUAGUCUGAGUUUACCAGUACCUUCAACUAAUGAUACAGAAUAUUAUAUUAGUGUAGUAGCUGUUGACACUGGUGGUAGAUAUAUGGAUCCUGUUGGUGAAAGAACAUUUGUAGCAGAUGGUAAGUAG